Molecule: messenger RNA, 567 nt
Organism: Triticum turgidum subsp. durum (durum wheat)
Lineage: Eukaryota; Viridiplantae; Streptophyta; Magnoliopsida; Poales; Poaceae
Source: the annotation of a GenBank genome assembly
AUGGUUGGCUGCAGAAGCUCUGCAUCCUUGUCGAUUGGUCAUCUGACCUCCCUUGUAUCAUUAAGACUACGAGAUCUCCAGGAUCUGUGUUCUCUUGAAGGACUUCCUUCCCUGCAACUUCACGACUUAGAGUUGAAAGAUGUCCCGAAGCUCAACGCCAAGUGCAUGUCACAGUUUCGGGUGCAGAAAGCACUUACUGUUAGCAGCCCUGUGAUACUCAACCACAUGCUCGGCGCUACAGGUUUUACAGUUCCAGAAUUUCUCUCCCUUCAAGGAUGCAAGGAGACAUCCCUUUCAUUCGAAGAAUCUGCAAAUUUCUCAUCCGUGCAGCACCUGAUAUUAUAUGAAUGUGAAAUGAGGUCCUUGCCAGGAAAUCUCAAGUGCCUGACCAGUCUGAUACGACUUGAUAUCGGCUACUGUCCCAACAUAUCAUUUUUACCUGAUCUGCCAUCCUCCCUCCAACGUAUAUCUGUUUGGUAUUGUGAGCACUUGAAGAAGAGUUGCCAAGCACCUGAUGGAGAAAGCUGGCCAAAGAUUGCGAGUAUCCGUUGCAAGGAAUUCAUAUGA